Molecule: messenger RNA, 1521 nt
Organism: Suillus subalutaceus
Lineage: Eukaryota; Fungi; Basidiomycota; Agaricomycetes; Boletales; Suillaceae
Product: S-adenosyl-L-methionine-dependent methyltransferase
Exons: 10
Coding region: 1-1365 (454 amino acids)
Molecular function (GO): O-methyltransferase activity
Source: RefSeq, a predicted model, not a curated record
AUGGACCACCGUGAAUUAGAUGACCUCCAAACCUCCCUAAACAAUGCGCUAAACAAUUUGCGCGUCGCGAUGGACGAGUCGAUGCUGUCCCCUUUGUCUUCACAGUAUGGAAUCGACAUGCACCCUUUGGAUAGCCUAGACCAGCCCACGCCAGUUGGUGUAUACAAAGCCCGCCGAGCAGCACUAGCAUGUGUUGCAGAGCUCAAGAAUCUUCUACAACAUCCUUUUGAGAAAGCCGCUGAGAGCACCUUCGCCAUGUAUGAUUUCGCUACCGUUCAAGUCUUUGUUGAACAUGGCAUUGUGGACCGCAUGGCAAAGGAGCCCUCUGGUAUCUCUGUCAAAACUCUUCAGUCAGAACUGAACCUCGACUCCCAUAAGCUCACCACAGUAUUACGCCAUCUCUCAGCUUGUGGUUGGAUUCGAGAGACUCAGGAUGGCAUUUUUGCCAUGAAUCGCUCUUCUCGCAUUUUACUACAAGGCCAAAGGGGCCGUGCAUUGAUAUCGGUUCCCGGCAACAUGAAGAUCGCAGAGGCUCUUCCUCGAUGGCUGACACAUCCCGAGUUCAGGUUCUCUAAGUCUCCAGAACAUACCGCAUUUCAGCUCGCGAAUGAUACUACGAAGCCAUUCUUCGAAUGGGUGAAAGAUGACAGAAAUUAUCUCAAUCGUUUUGCAGCUUGUGUUGAGGCACUCGGAGAAUAUGUAACCCCAGGAAUCUUAUCGGACUACCCAUGGCAAACGUGCUUGAAAUCAACUAUUGUUGAUUGCGGGGGAGGUAAAGGAAGCCUAGCUAUCGCCCUCGCUAAUAAAUUCCCUGUCCUCCGUCUUGUUAUCCAGGAGAGGGAGGAGAUGGUCCAGCUGGCUGAAGCUAACAUCAAGGCCCAUUUAGACCCCAACUCAGUUCCUGGCACAGUAGUCGCCGAAGCCCACGACUUGUUCUCUGCUCAACCGCGCACUGGGAAUAACUAUACCUUCAUGCUACGACAUGUUCUGCACAACUGGCCCGAGACUCAAGCUGUGAGCAUCCUAGAGAAACUCGCUGCUGCUGCAGGACCAAAGUCCAAGAUCCUGAUCAUCGAGAGAAUUUCUGGGCACUAUCCCGACAUUCACGUCCAGCUUGAACAAGACCCAGCGAACACAACUGAUAUUACAACUCCUGCUUCCCUCAUAACCGAGCAAACCCUUCUCAAUUCCUCGUCCCGCAUGCCGUACGCACUCGCUUUGCACCUCUUGUGUAUUUUAAAUUGUCACGAAAGAACGCUGGAUCAGUGGCAGACUAUAAUUUCUCGGGCUGGUCUUGUCGUCACAGGGCUGUACAAGCUUAGGGCUUACGUGUCUGUCAUAGAGUGUCGAGUUAUUCACACAUAGACGAAAGUUGAGAUGACCUAUAACAUGUCUAUGUUGAUAACGUGUUAUCCGCUAUAAUAUGCAAAUUGGCGCCGAGGAGUCUUACCGAACGGCACGUAUCAAACUAUAGCCAGGCUGCACCGUAAUCUAAAUUUGCCUUCGGAGCUGACAACGAGC